UGCGCCGUCAGUGGUAGUGACGGCUGGCAGACCAUUGAAAUAAAUCCCGUGUUUUUGCAGUGAAUUAUCGCCACAUUCAAUCGGCCAAUGUUUCGAAGGAAGCUGACCGCACUGGAUUACCACAAUCCGAGCAGCUUCGACUCCACAGAUGAGACGCAGUUCAGGAACUGCAUCGUUUGGCUGGAGGACCAGAAGAUCCGACAUUACAAGAUCGAAGACCGAGGGAACCUGAGGAACAUCCCGAGCUCCGAGUGGCCCUCGGCCUUCCAGAAGUACCUGCAGGACGUCGGCUGCCCAUUUGGAGCUGCGGAGCGUCAGGAGGCUGUGGACUGGCUGCUGGGCCUUGCUGUGCGAUAUGAAUAUGGAGACAAUGUGGACAAGUACAAGAACUGUCAGCCCCUCGCAGCGUCCAACGACGGCGACAGGCCCGCGGACCCUCUGGUCAACCUGGACAGUGAGUCGCCAGACUUUAAGGCCGGAGUCAUGGCUCUGGCCAAUAUCCUGAAGAUACAGAGACAUGACGACUAUCUGGUCAUGCUCAAGGCAAUUCGCAUCUUAAUCCAAGACAGACUGUCUCCAGAGGCCAUCAGCAAAGCCAGUCAGUCCAGAGAGGGUGUUCCAGUUGCUCUGGACCAGCACAUACUCGGUUUCGACACCGGAGAUGCCACUCUGAAUGAAGCAGCUCAGAUCCUUCGCCUGCUGCACAUCGAGGAGCUGAGGGAGCUGCAGACUAAAAUCAACGAGGCCAUCGUAGCAGUGCAGGCCAUCAUAGCAGACCCCAAGACAGACCACCGCCUGGGCAAAGUGGGAAGAUGAGAGACGCUGUGCCGCUGAGCUUUUAAGUUCAAGAACGGUGGAUGAUCGUGAGCAAGUUUCUGUUAAACUGGAAUCCAAUUCUAAUUUGUGUUUCAUUUGAAGACGAAGGGACUCACUCAAACUGCCCUCAAUUCUGUUUGUUCUAUUUUGAAAUGAUGCUGGGUUCAAAUAAAAUCCGAGAGAUUAUUGACUACUUUUGU
Messenger RNA from Synchiropus splendidus (mandarinfish), 1016 nucleotides. RefSeq names its product RNA transcription, translation and transport factor (gene rtraf). The record is from RefSeq and is a predicted model, not a curated record. Bases 88 to 816 code for a protein of 242 amino acids. Gene Ontology annotation, molecular function: RNA binding. Gene Ontology annotation, biological process: tRNA splicing, via endonucleolytic cleavage and ligation. Gene Ontology annotation, cellular component: tRNA-splicing ligase complex. NCBI's taxonomy places the organism in Eukaryota, Metazoa, Chordata, Actinopteri, Syngnathiformes, Callionymidae. The transcript is spliced from 8 exons.